Messenger RNA from Phlebotomus argentipes, 1728 nucleotides. It is a transcript of the gene PICK1, whose product is annotated as PRKCA-binding protein. Gene Ontology annotation, molecular function: phospholipid binding; protein domain specific binding; protein kinase C binding. Lineage: Eukaryota; Metazoa; Arthropoda; Insecta; Diptera; Psychodidae. The coding region runs from base 132 to 1631 and encodes 499 amino acids. Gene Ontology annotation, biological process: intracellular protein transport; receptor clustering; regulation of Arp2/3 complex-mediated actin nucleation. Gene Ontology annotation, cellular component: postsynaptic early endosome; postsynaptic density; trans-Golgi network membrane. The transcript is spliced from 5 exons. The record is from RefSeq and is a predicted model, not a curated record.
AAAAGUGCCCCGUUUUCUUCGCAUUAGCAAUUUUCGCACAUUUUCGCGUCAUUUUUUUCACAUUCUGUAGUGCUGCGAGAGAGCAGAAAUUAGUGGAAAUUAGCCUAGUGAUCCCUCGUAGUUUGCCAAAGAUGUUGGAUGAAUACCAAGAUGAUUACUUUUUAGAAGAAGAUAAGAUUCCAUCCAAAGAUCCGUCCGUGGAAGCCCCACAGGAGUCCGCGAAUGAACCCGAAUCGGAGGUCAAUGUUGUCGGUUGUCCCUUGAGCACAUCCAAUGCAAUGCUCCAAAACCAAGAAAUUCAGCGACUGGGAAUGACUGUGACCUCAGGGACGGUUGUGAUCAAGAAGGACUCGUCAAACCUCAUCGGCAUCUCAAUCGGGGGCGGAGGACCUCUUUGUCCCUGUCUCUACAUCGUUCAGGUCUUCGACGGGACUCCGGCGUCUCGCGAAGGCACUCUGCAGAGCGGAGAUGAGCUGCUGGGCGUCAAUGGGCAGUCCGUGAAGGGCAAGACGAAGGUGGAAGUGGCCAAGAUGAUUCAAACUGCCGCCGAAGAGGUCACAAUUCACUACAACAAGCUGCACGCGGACCCGGCGCAGGGCGAAUCCCUGGACAUUGUCCUGAAGAAGGUGAAACACCGCCUCGUGGAGGGAAUGUCCAGCAGCACGGCGGACACUUUGGGACUCUCCCGAGCCAUUCUCUGCAACGAUUCCCUGGUGAAGCGCCUGCAGGAGCUUCAGGCCACCGAGGCGAUGUACAGAGGACUCGUGGAGCACGCCAAGAGGAUGCUGAAGGCACACUUUGACCUCCUGCAGACUUACCAGCAGUUUGGCGCCGUCUUCGCCGCGAUCAGCGUCCGGGAACCCCAAGCCAGAGCUUCAGAAGCAUUCCGUCUCUUCGGAGAAAUGCAUCGCAACAUGGACAGAGAUGGCGUGAAGAUGCUGAAGACACUGAAACCAGUCCUGGCAGACGUCGGAACGUAUCUGCACAAAGCCAUUCCUGACACAAAGCUCACAAUCAGGCGCUACGCGGACGCAAAAUUCACUUAUCUGUCCUACUGCUUGAAGGUGAAGGAGAUGGACGAUGAGGAGCACAGCUAUGCCGCUCUCCAGGAGCCUCUGUAUCGCGUGGAGACGGGAAACUACGAGUAUCGCUUGAUUCUGCGCUGUCGCCAGGAAGCCAGAGCCAGAUUUGCGCGCCUCAGAAGCGACGUGCUCGAGAAGAUGGAACUGCUGGAGAGCAAACACGCCCGGGAUCUCACAGGACAGCUGAAGCGCUUCAUCGAGGGCCUCGCCACUCUGGCCAGAGACACCACAGAACGCCUCCAGGCGCACGCUAAUCUCUUCCCAGUUGAAGUGGACCUGAAAGCCAGCGCUUUCCAGUACAAAUCUCCGAGUGGCGUGAUUGAAUCCCCGCCAGAAGACGAUGAUGUGGCGGAAGCGUCUGAGAAUCCCAUUCUGGACACGAUGAUCCUGAAUCUUGACACACCGUCGGCGGAGGAGAAUGACUUGCUGAUGGAACUGGGCUUGAAUGACAUCGAUCUGAGCCAGAGCAUCGGCGAGAGCAGUCAAAUGACGUCUCUUCUGGACAAAAGCUCUGCUGAUGAUCUUCUCACGCCGGAUCUUAUAAAUUGAUUUGCUUCUCCUCAUUUCCGUUCAAUUUCCAACAGGAAUUAUUGUUGAUAUUUAUUGUGAUCAAGUAUACCUUUUCUUAUUUUCCUCCAAUACAAAA